Leptinotarsa decemlineata (Colorado potato beetle) is the source of this 3428-nucleotide messenger RNA. RefSeq lists its product as uncharacterized. Gene Ontology annotation, molecular function: sequence-specific DNA binding; DNA-binding transcription factor activity. Gene Ontology annotation, biological process: regulation of DNA-templated transcription. The record is from RefSeq and is a predicted model, not a curated record. NCBI's taxonomy places the organism in Eukaryota, Metazoa, Arthropoda, Insecta, Coleoptera, Chrysomelidae.
UUAUGUUUUGUGGUUAUAAUAAUAAUAUGUCAAUUUGAAAUAUAUUUUUAAAGUGAAAAGUGGAAAGGAAUGUGAUUUUUCUAAAAGCUUGACCAACCUCAAGUACCUCAUCUUCUUAUAAAAAAACUUUUGAAGAAGGGAUCAUGGAAGAGAUAGUAGAAGUGUUGGAAGAACCAUCUGAUGUUGGGAUGACAGUACCACUCUUCAUAAAAAAACUAUGGAACAUGGUAAAUGAUAGGGACGAAGGAGAUAUCAUAGGUUGGAAUGACGUUGGAGAUAGCUUUAUCAUACAUGACCGACUCCAGUUUACCACAAAAUUGUUACCACAUUAUUUUAAACAUAACAAUCUAUCCAGUUUUGUGCGACAGCUAAAUUUUUAUAACUUUCGUAAGGUAUCUAAUGUUGAAGAUAAGUUACAAUAUGAACAUAGUUGCUUUAUGAAAGGUGUUCCCCAAGUGCUUGUCUUUAUUCGUCGAAAGAAUCCUGCUGUCCACAAACAAACGUCUACAACAAAUGUGAAUGAAGCUGCAGCACUGAAUAAUCUUCUGAAGGAUAUAAAGGCCAUGAAGAGUAGGCAUUCUCAAAUUGACAAAGAAAUGUCAACGUUAAAACAGGACAAUACUGCUUUAUGGAAUGAGUUAAAUUCAUUACGAAUGAAGUAUGCAAAACAGUCUUCUGUUAUUAAUAAAUUGAUACAUUUUCUAAUCACUUAUAUUCACACACAUCAAACAUCAUUCUCAAAACAAAAUAUCAGAGUUCCUAGAAAUAUCAACACAAAUAAACUCCAACCUGGGCCUACACUGCUAGAGUUAGAUUACCAGCAUUCUAAAGAUACGUUGAAAGAUAUCAGAACAGGAAGAUAUACUGUACCGGGCUCCAGUAAAACUAUAACAUAUUCCUUGAAACUUCCUGAGGGUCACUUAGAAAGCAAUAGAAAUACAAACAUGUUUUCAAGAGAUUCCUCUCUUCCAAAGAAAAACACUCAGUCUUUGAAAGAAAUUUUAGCUUUAAAUGAGCCAUGCCAUCAGGCUGGAAGAAUUCCAAAGAAUAUGUCUCAAUCUGGAAGAAUCACCUAUUCCGUAAAACUACCUGGAAAUCAGCCAAGAGAAAAAAUGCAAUCUGAUAUUCAAAGAUCAUUGUUGAAAAUUUUGGAAGACAAUGAAAAACUGUCAAUUGAAAAUUCAUUGGAGCAAGAGCUGACAGAAAUACAAUCAGAUAAUACCCUACUUAUUGACAGUGAGCAAAAUCAAAUAUUUGAGAAUUUACCAGUAGUAGAAAGUCCACCAAUGGAAAAUAGUUCAAAUGCAAAUUCUGAAUCUACAAAUAUGGUUUCAUUUGUUAAGCCAGGAACUGAUUUUAAUAUGCAAAUUUUCAAUAAUCCUCAAGCUAAUUCAUCUAGUAAAACUAAAGGGGGAAAUAGCCAACUUGUUUCCAUGGAGGGGACAAGUUAUUCAAACAGUACAAAAAACAAUACUCAUGACCACACAAAAGCUUUGGAUCCCAAAAUUGCGUUUUCAAAUCGAAUAAAAAUUAUGGAUAAGAAAAGAAAUAACCAUUCGGAAUCGAUGUCCAGAGGUUUACAAUCUCCUCAGAAAAAAAUUAAAAAAAAAGUGACUGAAGUUUCUUCUUUCAAUGAACAACAGGUAAAUCAGAAGGCAUCAGUGCAACCAGAAAUUGAAAAUAAUCUACUUGAAAUGUUGAAGGAAAGCCAAACUGCGUCCACUGAUAAUUCCUUGGAACAAAUAUUUUACGAAUUCCAGACACAAGGUGAAAGUUUUGACAUAACAAAUAGAGUUCAGGAAACUUUUCCAAUUAUAGAAAGUCCUCCUGAACCUGAAAAUUUUUGUAAAAAUUAUUCAGUGAGUAUCUCACAACCGGAACUGGUUGAAAUGCCAGAAAGCAAUAUUAACGAAUUUCCAGAUUUGGAACCAAUAAUUCAGAGCCCAACGGAUGAAGUUGAUAUUUCAUCUAAUAUGUCUAAGAAUUUAGCAAGGUUUAGUAUAUUAGAGAAUCCAAAGCAAAAUCUUGGUUUAUAUAUAGAUAAUACCCAAGAAGAACUGAAUAUGCUUCAGGAAAUUUUGAAUAACUUGAAUUCUAAAGACUAUGGUGAUAUUCCAGGUAAUGCUCAGAGAGAUGAAAACAUUUAUUCAUCAGGAAAGAACAAUGAAAAUCAGAUUGAAGAAGUUGAUAACAAAGCCAGUUCUUCAAAUAUCGCUGAUAUUGAAUCUUUAAAUACUUGCAAUUCACCACCAACCCCAACUGUAUCAGUGGAUGAAUAUUUCAAUCCAAAUUUUAUGAUCAAUAAUAAUUAAGUACAGAACUGAAAUUAGAUUUUUGAUACAAUUUUUACUUUGUGAUAAUGAAUUAUAAAUAUUAAUCUUCCUACCUAAUUAAGUUAAUCUGGCAUUGUGUUAACCUAACCACUUAGUUUUUAAUCUACUUGUCAGAAGUAUUGCUCUUAGGCCAAAUAUAGCUUCUUUAGUUAAAGGUAUUAUGGAUAUUUAUUAAAGAAAACUUAAUGCAUUUUCUUGUUUUGUGAUGGAUGCCUUCACCAUGUAGCAAUGUUAGGAUAAGUUAUGUGAAAAAUAAGUUUUGUCUAUCAUUAUUUUUACGUGUUGACUUUUGUUUAAGGAAAAUUUUUCACAAGUAGCUUAUAUGAAAAUUUACAUAACCAUCAAAAUAAAAAAAUCCAUGGAUGGUUAUAACUGGUUCAUUAAUUACCAUUUAGGCUACCUCUAAACACCCGAAUUGCACGGUUUUGUCAUUUGAAUUUUUUUAUCACUUAAGACAUCAAUUCAUUCAGGCAAUGUGUACCUAUGAGUUUCAACAUUUUAGUAGUAUACAUUCUUGAAUAUGGGUUUUGUCGUAUGUCCGAAUGGUUCUUGCAAGAACUGUGACCAAAAACCUAAUUUUUGACUGAUUACCUUUAUUUCAUCAUAACAAUGUUCAUACUGAACAACUCUAACAGAUCAUUUAUAGGAAAAAGUUUAGAUUGAUUCAAGGUUAGAUAAGAAUGUGUAAAAUAUCUUCUUCAAGUAAUCUGACGAUUUCCUAGCUUAUUUUGAGUUUCUUUAUCACUAAUCUUGAAUUUUCGAGAGGCUGAUUUUUAUGUGUACAAGCCAUCUUCCCGAAAAUGAGUAAUUUUAUACACACCGUUGAUAUAUGUAUUUACUUUUCAGUAUUUUUAAAUAUCUGAUUUAUAAAAUUUUGAUAAUUUACACUGCCGAAAAAGUAUACUGACAUUUAACUAAUACAUUGACAAAAGUCAUAUCCUUCUCGACAGCAUGACUUGAAGAAUUCAUUUAUCGUUUUCUACCGUUUCUUCAAAUAACUUCCUAUUCAUUAUCACUGUAGACAUCAUAAAUAUGAUUGAUAAUAACAUGUUAUUUUUCCACGUUUAGGUGUAAUAUAUAUGAAUAUGUUUUAAA